Gadus macrocephalus (Pacific cod) is the source of this 2418-nucleotide messenger RNA. Its product is annotated as calphotin-like. Lineage: Eukaryota; Metazoa; Chordata; Actinopteri; Gadiformes; Gadidae. The record is from RefSeq and is a predicted model, not a curated record. Bases 13 to 1809 code for a protein of 598 amino acids. The transcript is spliced from 6 exons.
AAUCGUGAACCUAUGUGUGAGUUUGUGACUGGAUGUGUGUAUGUGUGCUGGGUUUUUAGGGACACGCCCACCGUACGUGAACGCCCCCAAUCGUGGGAUCGCGAGGCUCCGAUAGGUCGGCGCAGGAGAUGCUCGGGCUUUAUAAAGGACCAGGUUGCUACUAGUUGCCCUGCUGCUGCUUUCGCUCAUUUCUGUCUUAAUUCCAUCUUUUGUACCUCCGUUACCACCAUGCCCAGCAACCAUAAGAAGAACAAGCGCCGCAUGAGGAAAAAGUUCCUCGCCGGCCAAACAGAAGCUGCAGAGAUCAAGAAACUGCAGGAGUCUGCUUUGAUUCUGCCAGGGCAGAAGAUUGUAUUUCCAGCUUCUCUGAUCACGCCAGUGAGAGAAGUGAAGCCUGUGGUCUUGGUCAAAGAACAUGUCAAUGUUCCCAAAGCUGCCAAGGUUGCCAAACCCCGAAAGCCAGUGCAAGCAGAUGUUAUCGAUGGGAUCAGCGCAAAGGCACCAAAGGCCAAACCUGCAGCAGCUGUGGUGGCAGCCGUAGUCGCCGAAGCCAUAGCCCCAGCAGAGAAGGCAGAAGUUGAAGUAACGGCAGAGGUGGCUGUUGCUGUCCCAGUGGUAGUGGCUGAAGUACCGGAGGUAGCGGCUGAAGUAACUGCGGUGGAGGCUGUUGCUGCACCAGUGGUGGCAGAGGAGGCGGUUCAAGUGGUAGCAGAAGAGGUUGUCGACGUACCGGUUGUAGCAGCUGAAGAAACGGCAGAAGAUGCUGUUGCCGCACCAGUGGUAGCAGAGGAGGCUGUUGCCGCACCAGUGGUAGCAGAGGAGGCUGUUGCCGCACCAGUGGUAGCAGAGGAGGCUGUUGCCGCACCAGUGGUAGCAGAGGAGGCUGUUGCCGCACCAGUGGUAGCAGAGGAGGCUGUUGUAGCAGCUGAAGUAACGGCAGAGGAGAUUGUGGUAGCAGCAGAGGAGGCUGUGGCUGUACCAGUGUUGGCCGCUGAAACCGAAGCCACACCAGAACCCAUAGCGGUAGCGGAUCCAGUAGUGGUGGAGGCUGUGGUCGCUGAAACCGAAGCAACACCAGUACCAGUACCAGCAGCAGAGGAGGCAGUUACUGAAACUGAAGUCCUACCUGAGCCAGCCACAGUGGAGGAGGCGGUUGUCGAUGGCGCAGUCACCGAAACCGAAGUCCUACCAGCAGCAGUGGCGGAGGCAGUGAUUGUUGCAGUUACCGAAACAGAGGUCCUACCCAAACCACCAGCAGAAGCAGUGGAGGAGGCGGUUAUCGAUGCUGUGUGUGCCGCAGUUUCUGAAAUCGAAGUCUUGCCAGCAGCAGUGGAGCAGGUGGUUAUCGAUACCGGGAUUGCCGCGGUUACAGAAACCGAAGUCACACCAGAAACGGCAGCCGUGGAGGAUGUUAGUGAAACAGUCUCAGCCGUGGCAACAGAAACCGAAGUCGUAGCGGAAACCACAGUGGAAGCAGAGUCGGGAGUUGAGGCUUCUUUGGCAAUUGAAGCUGUUGUUGAGGAGGUGGCUGUAGCGUGCGAAAGUGAGCCAUCCGUGGUGGCUGAAGUGCAGGUUGAAGAGAAGAGCGUCGAAGAGGAGGAGGUGGUGGUGUUGACUGAAGAAGUUGUCACAAUAGCUGAAAACACAGAGAGCACACUAGAGGUAUUGGCAGAAGACCUCUGUCACCUCGAGCAGAAGUCUUUCAUCGAAGAGCCUUGUCUGACAGAGCUUCCAACAAAGACCAUGACAAUGGAGAUUUCCCCACUGGAAGGCCUGGUUUCUGCUCAGACUCCGGUUGAUUUACAUUGAGAACUCGGGCCACGUUGAGAUCUGCAUGUGAUGCAAUGCAGAUGAAAUUGACUGGACGGAAGACUCUAUCCAGGGGCUGAGCAGUCACACUCUACCCUAUCCAUUUAUCAAAGGGUUUAAACACAGAACUUUCAAACAAUAAUCACACUAAAGUGCCUUCUUAUAAAGUAACAUGAAGUUCUCCAAGGAAUCGACUCGUCUUCGGCCCUAUCGGGUAUAAUCUGGACCAACGGGUAUCUUUAAAGGAUGCACAUGGGUUGCGGGGGUUGAUUAGGAUACAUAUGGCUUUGUUAGGGUACAUGUGGGGUAGAACACAUAGAAGGUCCGAUACAUGGUCACACCCGAGGCUCGUUACCACGGAGACAGUGUUCACUGUUGAAGAUGCUAUACCAGCAAGGCGCAUCAAUCAAGUCCAUUUUUUCCUCGUUUUUAUUCCCCGUUUUUUUUUUAUUUCACCUUUUCUAUACUGUGUUUUAUAUAGUCCAUACAAUGUGCUUUAGCAAAGCCCAGAAAAAGUGAUGGGGUUUUGUUGGUUGGGACAGAAGAAGACUUUCAUCUUUAUGAAAUAAAUGAAGCUGUAACUCAACUGAAUAAAGACUACAAAUGUGA